Messenger RNA from Nicotiana attenuata, 1397 nucleotides. Its product is annotated as protein TOO MANY MOUTHS. The record is from RefSeq and is a predicted model, not a curated record. Gene Ontology annotation, molecular function: protein binding. NCBI's taxonomy places the organism in Eukaryota, Viridiplantae, Streptophyta, Magnoliopsida, Solanales, Solanaceae.
UUCCCCUCUCUUAUAAAAUACCCCAGAAAUGCAGACAAUUUUAUCACUUCAUUUAUGUUCCAAACAUUUUUCCUUCUAACAUGGCCUUUUUUCUCUCAAUACAAACAACUUUACUACUACCUCUUUUUUUCUUUCCUCUAGGCUGGUCAUUCACCGUUAUAAUGUCCGAUUCUGGUACGCCUUCAGCUCUGGUUGAUGCACCACAAACCGGCUUCUCUAUGAACAAUAACCGCGCACGAACUGAUCCCCGUGAACAAGAAGCUGUUUACGACAUUAUGAGGGCCACGGGGAACGACUGGGCCACCGAUAUCCCCGACGUUUGUCGUGGCCGAUGGCACGGUAUCGAGUGUAUGCCGGACGACGACAACGUCUACCAUGUUGUAUCGCUCUCUUUUGGAGCAUUGUCCGAUGAUACAGCAUUUCCUACUUGUGAUUCAACUCAUUCUUUCAUUUCACCUUCUGUUACAAAACUUCCACACCUUCGGACUUUAUUCUUCUAUCGUUGCUUCAGUAACAAUCCUCAGCCCAUUCCAGCAUUUCUGGCCCAAUUAGGGCCCACUUUGCAGACACUAGUUUUAAGAGAAAAUGGGUUCACAGGGCCCAUUCCAAAUGAGUUGGGUAACUUAACUAGUUUGAGAGUCCUUGAUCUUCACAAAAAUAAUCUCAACGGUUCAAUACCGGUUUCUUUAGGCCGGAUCACCGGUUUGAGGUCGUUAGAUUUGAGUGAUAACAAACUAACCGGUUCAAUCCCGAGUUUGACUUUCCCUCAGUUAAAUGUGCUAGACCUUAACCAAAAUCACCUCGUGGGUUCAAUUCCAUUCACACUCAUGAAGUGUCAUUCGCUUAUAAAGCUAGACUUGAGUCGCAAUCGCCUCUCAGGCUCAAUACCUAACUCCAUCGACAAAUUAAACGAUCUCAUCCUCAUGGAUUUGAGCUACAACAGUCUAAGAGGUCCAUUCCCAGUCUCGCUCAAGAAAUUGAAUUUUCUCCAAGUGUUAGUCCUCAACAGUAAUCCAAUGGACUCUGCUACUCUACCAGAUAACGCGUUUGAUGGUUUCAGGGACUUGAUGAUAUUAGGUUUAACGAAUAUGAAUCUUCAAGGUCCAAUACCGAGAUCUCUAGGCCGGUUGCCUAAAAUUCGAGUCCUUCAUCUUGAUGGGAAUCAAUUUAAUGGCUCAAUCCCAUUAAGUUUUGGUAAUUUAAAUAGCCUAAGUGAGCUUAGGCUAAACAACAACAUGUUAAGUGGACCUAUCCCAUUUAAGAGAGAUAUGGUUUGGAGAAUGAGAAGGAAAAUGAAGCUUUCUAAUAAUGAAGGGCUAUGCUAUAAUAAAGAGAAUGGUCUUGGAGAUGAUUUAGAGACUUUGUUGGAUUCAGGGAUUGGACAUUGUGGAGAUUCC